Molecule: messenger RNA, 5727 nt
Organism: Acanthopagrus latus (yellowfin seabream)
Lineage: Eukaryota; Metazoa; Chordata; Actinopteri; Spariformes; Sparidae
Product: calcium-activated potassium channel subunit beta-4-like
Exons: 5
Coding region: 527-1312 (261 amino acids)
Biological process (GO): detection of calcium ion; potassium ion transport
Cellular component (GO): membrane; voltage-gated potassium channel complex
Molecular function (GO): calcium-activated potassium channel activity; potassium channel regulator activity
Source: RefSeq, a predicted model, not a curated record
CACAGUUAGCACACAGUUAGUCCCUGUUAGCGUCUCCUCUUGGAAAAUAAGCAGCAGUUUCAGACAAAGAAGCUGUUUUUUCUGGGCCAAAACUCUUUAGCUGAAUUCCUUUUUAAAAAAAUUUUUGCUGCAGGUAGCAAACAGUUAGCUUCUGUUAGCUUAGCUCCAGAAACCAAAACAGACCAAACAGUUGGAUCUGCAGUACUGUCACCUGUUUAUCUUCAGGGUCAUUUGGGUCGCUGCUAAUUAACACAGUGUGGGUUUUUUGUAUUUCCAGACAUUAAUUAACAGCUGAAUAGGAGGCAGAUAAAGGACGGAGCUGAGGGAGGGAGGCAGCAGAGAGAGAGAUGGAUGGAGAGGGAGGAGGAUGAAACACGCUCAGAGACAGAGAGAAGCAGCCGGUGUUUAAAACUCAACAGUUCCUCAGCAGCAGAGAAACACCGUCUCCUCCUCCUCCUCCUCCUCCUCCUGCUCCUCCUGCUCCGGUCCUCCUCUCCAUGCCGGCGGAGGUCUCCGCGGGGCUGCCAUGGCGAAGAUGCGGGUGUCGUACGAGUACUCCGAGGCCGAGGACAAGAGCAUCAGGCUGGGCUUGUUCCUGAUCGCCUGCGGGAUCCUCAGCCUCUUCAUCCUGGGCUUCUGCUGGCUCAGCCCGACCCUGCAGAGCCUCCAGAGCAAGCCGGCCAACUGCACGGUGGUGUCGGUGCUGCGUCCAGAGGAGAUGUUCGAGUGCGUGUUCACCUGCGGUACCGACUGUAAGGGCACGUCUCUGUAUCCCUGCCUGCAGAUCUUCGUCAACAACUCGGAGUCCAACUCUGUGGCGCUGCUGCACUUUGACGAGCAGCAGCUGGUCCUCAACCCAAAGUGUUCGUUUGUUCCUCCCUGUGAGAGAGACAACCAGAAGAACAAAGACCGAGUGCUGCGCUGGGAAGAUUAUUUCACCAAAGAGGUCAGCAGUCAGUCCUUCACCUGCUUCUUCAACCAGCAGAGGAGGCCGGACGACGUGUUGUGGCAUCACUCCCACGACACCAAAGUGCUGCUGCACUGCGUCCUGUGGCCGAUGGUGUCGCUGCUCCUGGGAACGCUCAUCGUGCUGCUGACGGUUUGCGCUCGCUCCCUGGCGGUUCGAGCCGAGGCGCUCCAGAAGAGGAAGUGCUCCUACGAGGUGUGCCACGACCUUUCCACCGCCUCAGAUCGCCGCUGCAACAAGGCCGAAGACCCUCUCUCGACGAACUCUGACCCCGAGCUGUCGUCGCCGACACGGACCCUGCCGCUGUUCGCGGUGCCGGUGCGACGCCGCGAUCGAGAACAUUAAAGCAGGAAGCUGUUUUCUCACAAUCAGGAAGCUAACGAGCUGUCUGAGGACGGCGCCGGCAGACCUCAGCUGUCUGGUGAUUGGACGAUCAGGAAACCAGGAUGAGGGGAAAUCUGAGCUGUUUCCUCUGAUUAAACCCAACAAACUGGAUCAGCGGCGACUCUGGACGCUGCGUUUCGUCUUUGAGUCGUUACGGAGAGUUUCUCUGGUGACAUCAGUGCUGUGAGACGAUACGAUGAGUUUUGUGUCAUGAAGAGUGAACUCAUGAAACUCAGCUGCUUCUUUCUGUAGCUCCUCUUUAAUGUAGUUCUCCUGCGAGUCCCAGUAGCCAGAACUGUUGAUAAUAGAGCCAAAGUCCUUCAUCGUCUCUGCAGAUCAGCUGCGGUGACUCAACUCCAGACAGACACCGAAGAAUCAGACACGCUUCUUUAUCCCACAAAGUUCAAUUUCUCACUUGUUAACAUCCAAAACUGCGCAUACGUUUUUUCUUAUCCUCCAAAACUCUCGUCUUGUCUCGUCUUUGCAUCUCUGUAGUGAAAGUAAACACGACUCAGUGCUCGUUGUUGCUUCUCAGGUCUGCCUGCAAAAAUAACGUGAAAACUGCUGCAAGGAAAAUUUGAGAGAAGAGGCAAAAAAAAUAACAGUACAAACAGUUUUAAAGUCGAUUUCCUUUGAGGUAAAUUUAAAUAAUUGAACUGACUUUAUCAUUUAUUCAUGUUUCCACUGUGGACUCAUCAGACGGCCCAUCAGCGGCUCCUGCUGCUCCUCCUGGUUAAUGAUGUGAGAGCUCUUUGAACCACCGAGCUGUUUGCAGAGAGGUGAACAAACCGCCGGUCAGCCUGAGAACACCCGGACCGGACCGGACCGGACCGGAACCGCAGUGACGUCAUCAGGAACACCAGCUGCAGCAAAGAGCAGCUUACUGCAGGCGGAGCUGAGAAGUAACCAAGAACAUCACUGCAUCAUUCAGACGCAGCUCUUAAAGGACAAAUCCACUCAUCAUCUCCUGGGUCGUGGAACAGAACAGUUCUGGAGCGUCACAGUAAGACGGAGCUGCAGCGUUCUGAAGCAGCUGAGACUUGAUUUAAACAUCAGAUGUUUCCAUCAGCUCGUCUGCUGUGAUCACAGUCUGCAGCAGAGAACACAUCACUAACUGAUCUCAGACCAGUAGCCUUCUGAUUCAUAACAUCUUUUAAAUCAGCCUCUGGGCUUCUGCAGACUUGGAUCACAGCAGACGAGCUGCGUGGAGCCGUUUCAUGCUUCUUUGUUUUUUAAGUUUUAAGAUAAAAUCGGUCUUAAUGCGUCCAGCGUCUUCCCGCCGUAAUGCAAACCAACAAGCAACGACUCGAAACAACGACAGUCGACUGGAUCAGUGAACAUCAGACGGGCGUGUUGUCGCUGCGGGGACGAGGACGUAGAAACAACACAUGGCUGCUGCCCAGAGGCCUUUCACACGUCGCCUCAGGCUGAAAUGAGGACACAAAUCUAGACCAUGUGACUAAACUAGGAUGCUUUUUGACCCCAUUUACACUGAGUCACUCCGCGUGUCUUGGCUCGGACGAUGAUCUGAUCUCAGAGGAGCGAAGUUUAAAUGCAUCCAAGAAGCUUUCAAGAGAUGGAAAUCCAAUUUAACUGCAUCCGUCUUCUCCUCCAUCAGCGUAACAAUUAGCAGCGUGCUCGUCUGAUGGUCUGAUGCGUCCGCAGUCGGUCUCCUCGCUGAAAUGAGCCACUUCGGAUCAAUCUGAUCCCUGAUCAGUUUAACCACCACAUGAUCCGGGUGGGUGAGUGCAGCAGGCAGUCUGAGAAUCCCAUCCCACUUUUCAGCAAAAUUACCUAAAUGCAUCUCUGUGAUUAGUUUCCUUCCUGUCCGGCUCUGUGGAGCUGCAGCAGCAGACAGAUUUGUAAUUGUGCCUUUUUCCCUCUCGUCAUUCUUAUAUCGAUAAUAUUCUCUAAACUAAAGACUAUAAAUACUCAACUCUACACUAUACUGUAGCCGAUAUACUCUAUAGAGCAGCAGCACCUUCCUGAUCAGAGUGACACGGACACACUGCUUCCUGUAUUCUUGUAUUUCUAUGAUCACUCAGUAAUCGAUUGAAUACAGUAUUGUAGCCUGUAUACUGUGUAGAGCAGCGUCACCGUCACCAUCUGACAAACAUACAGCAGCUUUUAAUCAGAGGAGAGCGAGAGGAUCGUACAGACACUCACAGAUCCCAGACCAGAUAAAACUGGAUCGUAACAUUUCACAGGAGUCACGACUGCAGAAGGCUUCAGUUAAACUUUGACCUCGCUUGUAGUUCAUGAAUAUUAUCCAUUCUUGUGUUUGGGAGGAUGUGAGCUGAUGCUGAACUGUUCCUGUGACAGCUGAAGUGUAGAAGGAACUCAGACCUGAUCCACAGAUUCUAAUCAGACGUGAUCGGACUGUAAAGAUCUGAUGACAGGAGUGUGACUGGAUACGACACACCUGAGGUGACGAGUGUAAACGGGGCUUUAGUAAAAACCAGGUGGUUUGUGGCUGUUUCACCUCUGAGGUGACGGAGGAAACUCAGGAAUUAAACUCGUCGUCAGCAGUUGGUGCCGAAUCGAAACGCGACUUUUCAAAGAGUGAAUUUGAGACGAGAAUCACUGUUUCCACCACGCAUCGGUCCAAAAUAGAUCCGCUAUCAUCAACACGAGAGAAUUUAUGAUCUUCAUCAGUUGUCUCCAAAAUUCCUUCGGCCUUCAUCCAACAGUCUAAAAAUUACCUACAGGUUGCUUAGCAACAGCCACGAGGCGAAGCCAAUGAGAACAGCCGAUCUGACGGACUGUUGUUGUAAAUGCUUGUUCUCCUGUUCAGGUUCAGCUGGCGGCUCGUCUGCGUGUUCACAUACGUCGGUAACAUGUCGCUGAUGCUCGUCUGAGUCCGACGUGUUGAGCAGGAGAACCAGAAGUUCAGUCACUGAAAACAAACUACGAAUGUAAAUCUUUAUUUAUUUGUUCCUCCUGACAGGCAACACGUGCAGAAACAUGGUUUUCUCGUCGCGUUGUUCUCAAACAGCGUCGCUGCUUCACUCACUGAGCUCAACUCACAGAAACCUUCAACUUUCCAGCCUCCUGAAGUUUCUGCUCAUUAAAAAAUACAAAGUUUGUAGAAAAUCCUUUUUUGCUGAUCUUCUCUGAACUCUCCUCUGACCUUGUUUGAGCCGAGGUUGAACAGCUCAGUCAGCUGGUGAAGUUUUUGCAUCCACAGUCAAAUUUUACAGCAUGAUGUGACGUUCAAGGGCAUCAGGAAAGCGCAGGACGCGGGAACGAUGAGUUGAAUCCAUCAGUGCAGAGAGACGGGAGCAGGAAGUGAUGAUGUAGCUCCACGAUGUAGCUUUGUUGUUUUCUUCCAGACAAAAAUACUCACUUUUCUUCCAAUAUUACCUUUUCUUUCUUUCUUUCUUUUUUCUUAUUUCUUUCUUCUUUUUGUUUUGUGUUAUUCUUACUUUAUGUCCUCCCUCCACAAUAAUUUCUUCCCCCAUAUUUCUUUAUUUCGUUCUUGUUUCCAUCACAAGUCGUUCAUCUUUCUUCUAUUUUUACUUCCUCUUUAUAUAUUUUUCUUUUCUUUUUCCCGUAUUUACUUCUACCCCAUAACAUUUAAUUCCCUAUAUUUCUGUCGUCUUUCUUUCUUUCUUUCUUUCUUUCUUUCUUUCUUUCUUUCUUUCUUUCUUUCUUUCUUUCUUUCUUUCUGUUUUGUUGUGAUUAGAUUUAAGAACCUGUUUUUAUUGAAGCUUCCUUUUCUGAAACAGCAACUUUGGUGAAUCAGUGACACAAAAAGAAAAACAAGAAAUAAAACAAAGACAAACUUUUAUGAAUCACUUUUGUUUCUGUUCACUGAUAUUUUCAUGUAAACGAGGUUUCGGUGUGUAAACGGAGUAAAAUCCAUCCUGUCGUCUUCUUUCUGAAUCAUCUGUAUCCUCCAAAGAAAAUGUAGCUGCAGCGUAGCAUCUGUGUGUUUCUCUGCUGGAGGUGAAUCAUGUUUUCUCUCUCGACGCCGAGUCGUGAACUGCAGUAGCAACUUAACGCUGUGUUUCGCUUCUUCACUACAGGAACUGAAAGUGUUUGAUUCUCUUCUUUACUGAGAGUUUGAUUGACUUUCUGAUUCAUCUCACAGUGAAUCCAUAUUGUGAAGUUCAGUAUGUGACGGCUCCCGUGGGGGGAAAUGUUUCUGUUCUUUAAAUGUACGAUCAUUCUUCCUGUUGUUGUUCUGACGAGCAGGACGCUCCUGUUGUAUGAUUUGGUGUCACGGCUCUGAACUGUGUCGUCCUCCAUCCUCUCUGGACCUCAGCUGUGUUCUGUGUGACCCAGGUAGCCGCUUCGCCCGUGUUUUAAAGAUAACGAUGAUAACUAUAGUGCCUGAUAGAGAUCUUUAAAUAAAAACACACUUUGUUCUUCAA